AUGUUGAUAGCCGUUGUCCCUCGUCCCUUCCUCCCUGAGAAGGUCAUGUACCGCUACCAGUUCGUACUCUUUGGGUUGUUUAUCGAAAGAGCAAAAAUGAUAUACCAACUAGCGACAACUAGACUGGAAGUCUGUAAAGCCUUGGACGCUCUCCCUUACCUUAGUGCCUUGAGCUUCGGGUCAGGCAUUGACAAGGCUGGGGCUCUUUCACCCCUAAAAGACUACACUAAGGCCGAUCGGCUGCCGUUUCACACUGACCUCAACCCUCCGCUUGGCCCCGUUAUGGGCGCUGCAUCGUUUUGGAGACAGAGACAGAAGGUGACGACUGGCGGACGGGAGAUCCAUGUACCUUUCCCCACUCGGAAACCUGAUGCUGACCACCAAUCCCCUGAACCUCAGUCUACCUUACCUUACCUUACUCCGUACCUCCUACUGCCCAGUGACGAUGGCGGCGACGGUGGCCCUGCCAGGCGCUGGUCUACAUCAGGCACGCCGUACCUUGCCUCGCUGCUUCGCCUUGCUGGCCCAUCUACCUCAUACUCUAUGUUGGCUGAUGUUAUGUACGGAGUACAUCUCAUCUUUCAGAAGUACCGCGAGUCACUUCUCUGUAAGAGAAAGAAGAGGCCUUGGUCCAAGUACCUCCGCCUCAGAGGCAAGCAGCCAGAGGUACCUCACCUUCCUCCCCCUGCCUCGCCUCGUCUAAACUCCCGUCUCCUGUCCUGCAUCUGCUCUCUGCACUUGCUUGCUUGCGUUGCUUUGCUUGUACCGGAACACACCAAAACACUCCAGACCAAAGGUCAACCGCCAAAGGGUCCCUUUCACCAUCAAGCCUCUCAACUCACAUAUCCUCUUACUCCUCCGCUCGUGUCUCUUUUUUUCCCCCUCUCCCACUCCCACACUCCCCAUCUUCAACCACACCCCCAAACCCCCUAUCCCUUUCUCCAGGCCUCAUCAUCAUCUGGAGGAAAGGACAACGAGCUGGUUUUCGCCCACCACACAAUUCCAUCGUCCAAGAGACUGGCCAGACCAAAAGGACGCAACGCUACGCAUCCGCAUCCGCAUCGCGCAUCGCAGCAGCAGCAGCACCACCAGCAAUCGGCGGCACCAAGCAUCCACAUUGACCCAAGCCCACCGCUAAAAGCUACGCGACCACAAAACGGCUACCCGAGUGCCUGGCAAGAGAAAUCUUUCCAUCACCCCCAGCGCCCGAUUUUCGUCCACGUCCACCCCUUUUGCAACCGACCGACUGGCUGGCCUGGCGUACCUUGUAAUACCUGGAAACACGCACAAACACGACCUUUCAACUCUUUCAACCCUUCGACGAACAUUCCUUACCGCACAAAGGCCCCAACGACCACACCAUUCUUCUUUCGCGCGCCUCUGCUCUGCUCUGCUCUACGCCUACCAUUGUUGCUCUGCCCACCGAAAUUGGACAGCCCGACAGCAGCAGCUCCGGACCCUCCGCUCAAUACUCGCCCGGAAGAGACGCUGGGAACUGACGCAGCACCGUGCCGUCACCCUCCCUCGAAACCCCCGACUGUGGAAUACGAGACGUUACGGUCUCGAAGCUGUCCACAAUUCAUUGGGUCCAUUUCUCCCCCGCGCCUGUCAACCGUCGACCGGGAGAGCAUUGCUCAAUUCGUCAACGACAGCAACCCGCUGGGAAAAUUCUAG
Molecule: messenger RNA, 1674 nt
Organism: Colletotrichum lupini
Lineage: Eukaryota; Fungi; Ascomycota; Sordariomycetes; Glomerellales; Glomerellaceae
Exons: 11
Coding region: 1-1674 (557 amino acids)
Source: RefSeq, a predicted model, not a curated record